Molecule: messenger RNA, 919 nt
Organism: Pygocentrus nattereri (red-bellied piranha)
Lineage: Eukaryota; Metazoa; Chordata; Actinopteri; Characiformes; Serrasalmidae
Gene: ostf1
Product: osteoclast stimulating factor 1
Exons: 10
Coding region: 162-806 (214 amino acids)
Biological process (GO): signal transduction
Molecular function (GO): protein binding
Source: RefSeq, a predicted model, not a curated record
GCCGCUCUUCCGUGUUUCCGCCCCACUUCCUUCUCCGAGUAUCGACGAACUUCUUAUUUUCAGCUUUUCAGCUUUUCUCAGCGGCUGUUUGUGGUUAAUCGCAGCUCGUCGGCGGGCAGAGAGCGUUUUGUGUCGCUGCUGUGAGUUUCGGAAGGUGUGAAAUGUCUAAGCCGCCGCCUAAACCAGCCAAACCAGGUCAGGUGAAAGUGUUCAGGGCUUUAUUCACGUUUGACCCACGGACGCCCGAUGAGCUUUACUUUGAGGAGGGAGACAUAUUAUACAUCUCAGACACAAGUGACAGUAACUGGUGGAAGGGAACCUGCAGAGGAAGAACUGGCCUCAUUCCUAGUAACUACGUGGCAGAGCAGGCUGAGUCCAUUGAUAACCCCAUGCACGAGGCAGCCAAGAGAGGUAAUCUAAGCUGGUUGAGAGAGUGUUUGGAUAACCGGGUUGGCAUUAACGGGUUGGAUAAAGCAGGAAAUACAGCGCUGUACUGGAGCUGCCAUGGAGGACACCGUGAUGUGGUGGAGCUGUUGCUCAGCCAGCCGAACUGUGAGCUCAAUCAGCAGAAUAAACUGGGAGACACAGCUCUUCAUGCAGCUGCCUGGAAGGGUUACGCAGACAUUGUGGAGAUGCUUCUCAAUCGCAACGCCAGGACUGAUGUUCUGAAUAAUGAGAAGAAGACGGCGCUGGAGAUGGCCACUAAUGCUCAGUGUGCAUCUUUGCUGAAGAGGAAGCAGAGCAGCGUGAUAAUGCGCACUCACAGUAAUGCUGAUGAGUAUCUGGAUGACGAAGAUUCAGACUGAGAUGAAGACGAGAUGUCUAGAACAUUCCAUCACCACACUCUCUCACGCUCACACAGUGUGUGAAUCAGCCUGUAUGUAGUAAUAGACAACUGAUAGAGGACGGGGGGACGGGA